Kogia breviceps (pygmy sperm whale) is the source of this 4108-nucleotide messenger RNA. It is a transcript of the gene GPT2, whose product is annotated as glutamic--pyruvic transaminase 2. The record is from RefSeq and is a predicted model, not a curated record. Gene Ontology annotation, molecular function: pyridoxal phosphate binding; L-alanine:2-oxoglutarate transaminase activity. Lineage: Eukaryota; Metazoa; Chordata; Mammalia; Artiodactyla; Physeteridae. Gene Ontology annotation, biological process: biosynthetic process.
GCUGUGGGUGUGCGAGCGCAGGGGCCGUGUGGUGCGGGAGCUGGGAUGCGGCUGCGGACGCCUGAGCCGAGGAGCAGCUCCAGGCGCGUGCUCUAGCCGGACUAGAAGAGGGGGUGGCCAGGUGGCGACAGGUUUCUCUGGGCGGGCGCGCGAUGCAGCGGGCGGCGGCGCUGGUCCGGCGGGGCUGCUACCCCCGAACCCUCGGCCCCUGGGGCCGUGGUCAGAGCAGCGCGGCCGCCGAGGCCUCGGCGGUGCUCAAGGUGCGGCCCGAGCGGAGCCGGCGCGACCGCAUCCUUACGCUCGAGUCCAUGAACCCGCAGGUGAAGGCGGUGGAGUACGCGGUGCGGGGACCCAUCGUGCUCAAGGCCGGCGAGAUCGAGCUCGAGCUGCAGAGGGGUAUCAAAAAACCAUUCACUGAGGUCAUCCGUGCCAACAUCGGGGAUGCCCAAGCCAUGGGCCAGCAGCCAAUCACCUUCCUCCGACAGGUGAUGGCACUCUGUACCUACCCAAACCUGUUGGACAGCCCCAGCUUCCCAGAAGAUGCUAAGAAACGAGCCCGGCGGAUCCUACAGGCUUGUGGCGGGAACAGCCUGGGAUCUUACAGUGCUAGCCAGGGCGUCAACUGCAUCCGUGAAGAUGUGGCUGCCUAUAUCACCAGGAGAGAUGGUGGUGUACCUGCAGACCCGGAUAACAUUUACCUGACCACUGGAGCUAGUGAUGGCAUUUCCACGAUCCUGAAGAUCCUGGUCUCCGGAGGUGGCAAGUCACGGACGGGUGUGAUGAUCCCCAUCCCGCAGUACCCUCUCUACUCGGCGGUCAUCUCUGAACUCGAUGCCAUCCAGGUGAACUAUUACCUGGAUGAGGACAACUGCUGGGCCCUGAACGUGAAUGAGCUCCGGCGGGCCGUGCGGGAGGCCAAAGAGCACUGUGACCCCAAGGUGCUGUGCAUCAUCAACCCCGGGAACCCCACAGGUCAGGUGCAGAGCAGAAAGUGCAUAGAAGACGUGAUUCACUUUGCCUGGGAGGAGAAGCUCUUUCUCCUGGCUGAUGAGGUGUACCAGGACAACGUUUACUCUCCAGACUGCAGAUUUCACUCCUUUAAGAAGGUGCUUUACGAGAUGGGGCCCGAGUACUCCAGCAACGUGGAGCUCGCCUCCUUCCACUCCACCUCCAAGGGCUACAUGGGCGAGUGUGGCUACAGAGGAGGCUACAUGGAGGUGAUCAACCUGCACCCUGAGAUCAAGGGCCAGCUGGUAAAGCUGCUCUCGGUGCGUCUGUGCCCGCCAGUGUCUGGGCAGGCUGCCAUGGACAUCGUUGUGAACCCCCCGGUGCCAGGAGAGGAAUCCUUCGAGCAGUUCAGCAGGGAGAAAGAGUCCGUCUUGGGUAAUCUGGCCAAAAAAGCUAAGCUGACAGAAGACCUGUUUAACCAAGUCCCAGGAAUUCACUGCAACCCCUUGCAGGGGGCCAUGUACGCCUUUCCUCGAAUCUUCAUCCCUGCCAAAGCCAUGGAGGCAGCUCAGGCCCAUCAGAUGGCCCCCGACAUGUUCUACUGCAUGAAGCUUCUGGAGGAGACGGGCAUCUGUGUCGUGCCUGGCAGCGGCUUUGGGCAGAGGGAGGGCACCUACCACUUCAGAAUGACCAUUCUUCCUCCGGUGGAGAAACUAAAGACGGUUCUACAGAAGGUGAAGGACUUUCACAUAAAGUUCCUGGAGAAGUACGCGUGAGGACUCCUCAGGCCCCAGAGGGAGACCUGGCCCUCAGCCUUCCUCCUGAUGCCCACCCAGCCCAGACUGGAUUCGCCCCCCCACCCCCAGCGACUCCGCCUCAGGCCUUACGAAGGCCACUGGUCGCUUUCAUCGUCAUUUUGCCCCAGGAGACUUCUUUCUUUGUGCCUUGAUGUCGAGAGCACCUCUCUUCUGAGCAAAUGUGAAUUGGGGUUGUCUCAGAAACCCUGUUUUUUGAUGCAGCCAAAGUAGAGGGGACUUGCUCAGCGUAUGUGGUGGUGUUCUCUGAAUCUGUUGUUGUUGCUUUUGGAAAAGUCUUUUGGGGUUGAAACAACCAGGGUGUGUUGGGUAAGCUGUUUCAGAUCUGGAGAAACAAGGUGUCAGGAAAUGUAUAACUUAACCGUGAUGAGGACUGGAAGUCCCAAACUCACCACCAUGAUCUGUGAAAUAAAACCCAUAGCGGUGUGAAUAUCUAGUCCUUCAAACAGGAGAGCCUAGAGUCCACUGGAGGCUCAGAGAGGGCCCACCCUUCUAACCUGGAGGCAGGCAGCCUGCUUUCAGACAAGAAUGGUAAGGGCAGCAGUGCAUGGGGCUGGACCGCAUGCCAGACUAGGUGGUGGCGGGAACCGGGGGCUGUGGCCAAGGUCAGAGGGUCCUGCAGGGAAGGAGUGGGUGCGAGCCAGGCUCCGAUUUGAACCGGGCCUCCAAAUGGGAGCACACAGCAGGUAGUGAGGACUCUGCAUACACGAGGGCUUUGGGUGAAGGGUUCUCUUGGGCACGCUUAGGCUGGGACGCCCGUCCAGGGGUCUCCCUGGACUCCAGGGGCACAGGGGUCAGCCCAGCAAUAUCCCAGUCACGUAGAGGGAUUCUGCCUGGUGGUGUGUGGAUCCAUCCCACUGUUACCCAACAAACAAGCAGUCUCACCCAAGGGCUUGAGUGAGCCUUUAGGUGAUAGUAGGGCAAGGAAACACUGAAAAUGUCCUAGUGAGGGAGGGGUAUCCUUAAGGACAUGAAGACAGUUAAACCACACCCCCUUCCCAUAGUGUUUGUUGAGUUGUUUCAAGCAGAAGUUGGUCCAUUUCCUAGCUCUUAAUUGGUCAAAGUGCCUGGUAGCGUGGCUGCUGUGUACAUGUGAUCCGAUUCAAAGUUUAUAGAAGUAUUUUACCUUAUAUGCAAAGUGUUUUGCCUCCACAUCUGCUUCUGGCUCCCCUCCCAGACUCUGCAGACUGUCCUGUAGCAUCAGUCAUCUCUCAGGGCGGUGGAGGGGUGGGGGGGAGUUGGGGGAUCAUCCACCAAGUGCACAGUUUCCCUGGUAUGAGCAAACCUGGGUGCAGGGCCCAACCCGUGCUCCCAGAAAGUGGUCACUACGGGUGGCAGCAGGCUGCCCUCUUCUCCUACUGUGGGCCUUCCCUGGUGGGCGGUUAGGGAAGCCAAGGCCAGCUCAGGAGUCUGGGGAUCCAGCAAGUCCCAAAGUGGAAUUGAAGGGACUGGAGAGAAAUCUGAAAAGGCUAAAGGAGUGAGCUUUGAAAGCAGCCUCCCGUGCUAUAAUUCCCAUGCCGCGUCCAUGCAGGGGAUGCAAUAGGAAACUUCAAACUGUCCUUACCCACUAGCAUUACAGUCCCUAUAAAGAAAGUAGCCACAAUCUCAAAUAACAAAGGGAAUGUUUGGGGACUUUUUCUUCCUUAAAAAUUUGAGAAAAUUGCACUUGUGCUUGUUGAUGGUAUAAAAGCCAGGAUGUGUCCCAGAGUUGUGAGAUUUCUGGUGGAAAGGUUAAAUAGUAGAAGCUAGUAUAUUUUUUAUAUUUUUGUAACAAUUGCUUUUUUCAUGGGGGGUGGGAUAGGGUUAGUAUUUGUAGUUUUAACAAGUCCAGUAGUUUUUUUUAUAAAUCUCUUCAGAUUAUAAAUAACCCCUAAAAACUUUGCAAUGUUUACAUGAUUUUUUUAAAAAGAUGUCAUAUACACUUGGUUUGGUUUUAAAAUAAAUGAGUAAAAACUUAAUAAGGUCAGCUGGUUUAGGAGGUUAACUUCAUUCAGGUAGGAGCGCUGAUCAUGAUAGAUUUGAGUUUCUGCAGAUUCUGAUGUCUUGUUUGGGCACCACCAGAGUAAGUUGUUUGUCAUUUGGGGUCGCACUUUAAAUCCGCACUUGUAGAGUUUUCUGCUGUUCAUCUAGAUCUGCAUGUGGGGAUGAUGGGCUAUACCUUGUGGGUCCAUCACCUUGCACUUUGAGUCCGGACUGGUUGUCCCCAUGUUUGCAUGGAUUUGCAGGAAGAGCUGACAGGCCUGCCUGUCCGUUUUCCAUCCUGGAUUCUCGUAGGCAUCUCCUGACAAAGGUACUUCAUGAUAAGCUCUGGUGGAAAUUUCUGAACAAUAAAAUAUAUGUCCAAA